Molecule: messenger RNA, 2886 nt
Organism: Rattus rattus (black rat)
Lineage: Eukaryota; Metazoa; Chordata; Mammalia; Rodentia; Muridae
Product: zinc finger protein 420-like
Biological process (GO): regulation of DNA-templated transcription
Source: RefSeq, a predicted model, not a curated record
CUUCCCAAUUCCUCCCAGCCAUUAUCAACGCUCCCCAACCCUCUCCUCCCAGCCUCCCAAUGGCUUCGGAUCAGGCAGCUGUGCCCACUCUCCCCUUCAGGAACCGCCUCUCAGAAUCCAUCUCAAGCUGCCUUCCACGGAGCUGCUAGGCUGCCCUGGACCCUCUCGGUGCCCAGACUUCUCCGGAGCUUGCCGCUAGCCAAGACCAGAACUAGAUCUGGUCUCCCACUGCCCAGACAGAUCUACUCACCUGUGAAUCAACUAAGAACCCCGGAUGGUGAAGAAAGAGUAAAGACUCAAGAAACUUGGAGAAGAGCAAUAAGAAGAAUGAAUCCUGCUUUGGUAAAUGAUCCCCAGGAUCUGUUAACAUUCAAGGAUGUGUCUGUGGACUUCUCACAGCAGGAAUGGGAAUGUCUUGACCAUGCUCAGAGGACAUUGUACAUGGACGUGAUGUUGGAGAAUUACAACAAUCUACUUUUUGUAGAGAAUAAUCGUGUAUGUAUCAAACAUCAUGAAGUCUUGGAUCGAGAAACAAAGUACAGUGCCUCCGAGCAUGUGAAUAUUGAAGAGAAGUCUAAUAAAUUGAAUGAAUGUGGCAGAAUGAUUGAUGAGUCCUCGAAAAGUACACCUUGUCAAACUAACGACAGAGAUACCUCCAUUGAAUCAUCAAACAGACAUGAAACUGAGAAUGCCAGAGAACCAUGCAAAUAUAAAGAUUGUGUGAACAGCUUAAACUUGUGUUCCAUCACUAGUCAAAAUCAAACAGUGCACAUAGGAAUGAGAGAACACAACAAAGCACAGUAUGAUAAAGUUUUUCUCUCUAACUAUAAAAUUGUGCAAAAAGGAAUCAAUAGUGGAAUGAAAUCACACAAGUGCAGGAAGUCUGGAAAAUUCUUCAAGGUGCACUCAAGCCUGAGUAGGCAUCAGAGAGCUCAUAGUAGAGAGAAGCACUAUAAAUGUACAAAGUGUAGUAAAUCCUUUCUGCAUUUGUCACACCUCAAACUGCAUUACAAAAUCCAUUAUGGAGGAUAUCCCUACAAAUGUACAGAAUGUGGUAAGUGCUUUUAUCAUGUAUCAGACUUUGAAAGGCAUAACAGAAUCCACACUGAAGAGAAUACUUACAAAUGUAGUUUUUGUGGCAAAUCCUUUAUCUACUGCUCAGAAUUUAGAAAACAUCAGAAAAUUCAUGAAGGAGAGAUGCUUUCUGAAUGUAACCAAGAUGCUAGGUCAAUCUGUACAUUUUCCUACCGUGAAUACCAUUACAGGGCUGGUAUAAGAGAAAAAUGUUUCAGAUGUAAAGAAUGUGGCAAAACCCUUUCCACAUCCUCAGGACUUAAAAUACAUCAUAGAAUUCAUACAGGAGAGAAACCUUACAAAUGUACUGAAUGUGACAAAUCCUUUACCCAGAAAAGCAAUCUUAGAAUGCAUCAGAAAAUUCACACAGGAGAGAAUACUUUCAAAUGCAGUGAUUGUAACAAAUGCUUUACCCAAAAAUGCCUUCUUAGAAUUCACCAGAGAACUCAUUCAGGAGAGAAACCUUACAAAUGUAAUGAAUGUGACAAAGCCUUUGCUGGUAGCUCAUAUCUUAGAAGUCAUCAGAGAAUUCAUUCAGGAAAGAAACCCUACAAAUGUAGUGAAUGUGAAAAAUCCUUUAACCGGAAGGACCAUCUCCGAAUUCAUCAGAGAGUUCAUACAGGAGAGAAACCAUAUAAAUGUAGUGAAUGCGACAAAUGCUUUACCCAGAAAGGCAGUGUUAGAAUUCAUCAGAGAAUUCAUACAGGAGAGAAACCUUACAAAUGUAGUAAAUGUGAUAAAUCUUUUACCAAGAAAGAUGGUCUUGUAAUUCAUCAGAUCAUUCAUACAGGAGAAGAACCUUAUAAAUGCAGUGAAUGUGACAAAUCCUUUAACCGGAAAGACCAUCUUAGAACUCAUCAGAGAUUUCAUACAGGAGAAAGAAUUUACAAAUGUAGUGAAUGUGAUGAAUACUUUACCCAGAAAAGCAGCCUGAGAAUUCAUCAGAAAAUUCAUACAGGAGACAAGACUUACAAAUGUAGUGUUUGUGGCAAAUCCUUUAACCGGAGAAACCAUCUUAGAACUCAUGAGAGAAUUCAUGCAGGAGAGAUGCCUUAUGAUUGUAGGGAAUUUGAAAAUUCCUUUACCCACAAUGGCUCUCUUAGAAUUCAUCAGAGACUUCACUCAAGAAAGAAAGUUUACAAAUGCAGUGAAUGUGACAAAUCCUUUACUAGCAGCUCAUAUGUUAGAAUACAUCAAAGAAUUCAUUCAGGAGAGAAACCUUACAAAUGUAGUGAAUGUAACAAAUGCUUCACUAGUGGCUCAUAUCUUAGAAUGCAUCAAAGAAUUCAUACAGGAGACAAACCUUACAAAUGUGGUGAAUGUGAUAAAUGUUUUACCCAGAAAUGCAGUCUGAGAAUUCACCAGAGAAGUCAUACAGGAGAAAAACCUUACAAAUGUGGUAAUUGCGAGAGGUCCUUUACCAGUGGCUCAUAUCUUAGAAUACAUCAGAGAAUUCAUAAAGGAGAGAAACCUUACAAAUGUAGUGAAUGUGACAAAUCUUUUACCCAGAAAGGCUAUCUUAGAAUUCAUCAGAGAAUUCAUAAAGGAGAAAACCUUACAAAGGUAAUAAAUGUGAAAAAUCCUUUACCCAGAAACGCUGACUUGUGAAACUCAUCAGAGAAUUCAUAUAGGAGAGAAACCUUAAAUGCAGGGAAUGUAGCAAAUCCCUUGACAGGAGGAAAAACUGUAUUAGAACUUAUUAGAAAUUUCAUACAAGAAAUAAAUAAAUGUAUAGAAUUUGAUAAAUUGUUUAACCAGAAAAGCUAUCUUAGAAUACAUCAGAGACUUCAUUCAAGAAACUUUAUAAAUGCA